Molecule: messenger RNA, 1263 nt
Organism: Raphanus sativus (radish)
Lineage: Eukaryota; Viridiplantae; Streptophyta; Magnoliopsida; Brassicales; Brassicaceae
Product: GDSL esterase/lipase At5g03610-like
Exons: 5
Coding region: 98-1177 (359 amino acids)
Molecular function (GO): hydrolase activity, acting on ester bonds
Source: RefSeq, a predicted model, not a curated record
AAUCUUAGAAUACAUCACAAUUUGAUUUCUCAAACUUUCUUCCACUUUAUCUUUCUCUUUCUCAAUAAAGAGAAGUCUUUGCUCUGAAAUCUUGAAAAUGGAUUCUUUGAUCAAACUCUUUUUAUGCCUCUAUGGAGUUCUAUUCACUUCUCUACUUUUUGCUGAAAUUAAUGGAGUUGAGGGCUCAGAAAAGAAUCAUCGUUUGUACGGAUUCAGACCAACGAAGCUGUUUGUGUUCGGAGACUCUUAUGCAGACACAGGGAACGUUAAGAAGUCUCUCUCUAGUUCUUGGAAAUUUCCUUACGGUAUCACUUUCCCCGGUAAACCCGCUGGCCGUUUUUCCGAUGGCCGCGUCGCCACUGAUUUUCUCGCAAAAUUCGUGGGGAUAAAAUCACCAAUCCCAUACUUCUGGAAAAAUUACGCGGGAAAGAAACGUUUACAGUACGGAAUGAACUUUGCGUACGGAGGAACAGGAGUGUUCAACACUCAAGUUCCAUUGCCGAAUAUGACCACUCAAAUCGAUUUCUUCAAGAACAUUCUCAACGCUGGAGACAUCUACACUCCCUCCAACCUUAUCUCCUCCGUCGCGCUCGUCAGCGUCGCCGGCAACGACUAUUCCACUUUCAUCUCGCAAAACCGCCCUGCCUCGGACUUUCCAGCAUUCAUAAAGCAAGUGGUGGAUCAAACAGAAGUGAAUCUGAGGCGGAUCCACGCCUUGGGAGUAAAGAAAGUAGCAGUACCGUUGCUGCAGCCUCUCGGUUGCCUCCCUGGCAUUACCUUUGCCUCCUCGUUCCAGCGUUGUAACGAGACACAAAACGCUUUAGUGAGACUCCACAACAGCUUGUUGCAACAAGCCGUGGUAAAGCUCAAUAACGAAAUCAAACAGUCCACUUUCAUCAUCAUUGAUCUUUACAACGCUUUCUUGAACGUCUUCAACAACAAAGGAGCAAAUCCAGGGAGUACGACGUUUCAGAGCCCGUUGAAACCGUGCUGCGUAGGCGUGAGCAGUGAGUAUUUCUGUGGAAGUGUGGAUGAAAAGGGUGUGAAGAAGUAUAUGAUAUGUGAUGAUCCUAAGUCUGCCUUCUUUUGGGAUGAUAGUCACCCUACAGAAGAAGGAUGGAGAUCGGUUUACUCUCUUUUACACGAAAGUCUUACAGCCUCUUUUAUGAAAGCGUGAGGAGGAAGAAACAAAAAAAAAAACACUUGUAGGGUUCUUCUCAGUUGUUUGUUCUUUCUCUGUUUUGUUCAGUAUCACUUCAUUCA